This is a messenger RNA of Culex pipiens pallens (northern house mosquito), 990 nucleotides long. Its product is annotated as angiomotin-like. Bases 1 to 990 code for a protein of 329 amino acids. The transcript has a single exon. The record is from RefSeq and is a predicted model, not a curated record. Lineage: Eukaryota; Metazoa; Arthropoda; Insecta; Diptera; Culicidae.
AUGAAAAACUGUCCCAACAACGCCAGCAGCAGUAGCAUCGUCAGCAAGGUGGUGGGUGCGUCGUCGGCUCCGCCAGCCUCUGCCAACCUCAACCACCAUCAAUCGGCCACCGCCGCCGCCCAUUUCAAUCUGAUCACGAACCUAGCCGCAAAUCCCCUGACGGUCAACAGCAGUCUCAUCCCGGCACCCUCCAUAAUGACAAACACAAGCAACGCAAUUAUUCUGGCUGCGGCCGCCGCCGCAGGUCAUCACCAUCCUCAGCAUCCGACGGCAGCUCUCCAUCAUUUUGCAGCGGCACCAGCUCCAACCCCGCAUCAUCACUUGCUGGCCGCCCAACCUCCGACGGUCAACCCUGCCGCCAAGCUGUUCCACCAUCCUGGUGCUGCUGCUGCUGCUGCGGUGGUCCAACCCGCGGCCAUCGUGAACCACCAUUCACUGCUUCAACUUCCUCCGACGGUGUCCUCCUCCUCGGCGGCCUCUUCCAGCCUGCCGGUGCGAACCAUUACGGCCGUCGUAGGCGCCAUGACGACGGUCGCGACGCUCGCAUCGACCGCGGCCACGACGGUGCUAACUCCUUCCUCCAAUGGCAACGGCAUCUACGUUCCUCAAAGCAAUGGCAGCAGUAGCAGCAAUUGUAACAGUACUAGCAGCAACAGUAUUGCGGCCGCCGUCGCAGCCAUCAUCAACAGUAAUCUUAACUUUAGAAGCAACAGCAACCACAAAGUUCCAGGUGGCGUGAGUGGCGGAGCGGCAAUUGAACACAAUCACAAUCUCAAGCACAAGCUGACGACGACGAUGACGAGCUAUGAGAAUGGUGGUGGUGGUGGUGGUGGCGAGCAGGACGAGCAUCCGGUGCGGAAGCAGCUCAAGCUGGAGAACGGCGGCGAAUCAGGGACAGUUACAACAACGAUGACACCAGCUACAACGACGACGGCGACAAACUUGGGCGGAAGUGAGGUGGAGCAGCAGCCAAUUAAGCAGGAAAGAUGA